CCCAUCUCAAAUGCUCCGGAAAUAUUUUAGACUGGAAAGGUUUUUGAGUUAUACCCUUGAAACCCUUGAGAAGCGCAGAAGGCUCAGCAAGAACUGCAAGCUCCUGGAAGAACUCGACUCCCAUGGCUCGCCUCCUCUCCCUAGCACGUAGAUCCCUCUACCUGAAAACCCUAGCCCGAACACCUCCGUUCAUCUUAUCAUCUUCUCGAUCAUAUAUAUCCGAGAUGCGCCGCUCCGCCUUCAAGGAAAACCUUCUCCGCAUCCUCCGCACCGAGAUCACAUACGAAUCGGAAUACCGUCCUCCCCUACCGCCGGCAACGAGCUUCGAUUCAUUCUCAGUGGAGGAUAAUCCGGGUGAGCAAUGGAUUCGGCUGAGGCGUAAGUACGGUGAUGCAGAAGACAUUAAGAUUGACGCCACCAUGUUCGACGGAGCUUAUCCUCCUAAGAAACCGCCGGCGGAUGGAGGGGAGGAGGAACCUCGAUUGCACAUUAGCGUUAUUGUGGAGGUAUCCAAAAGCAAGGCUUCGGAUUUUUUCCUGCAGUUUGUCUGCUCGGCAUGGUCCGAUUCUCUCGAUGUGGAGAAGGUCUUUCCAGUAUCCCGUGGUACCGCGGCGAUCAGGCCCUUCAUGGGACCUAAUUUUAAGGAGUUGGAUGAUGAGCUUCAGGAUGCAAUAAGGAGUUACUUGGAGGAGAGAGGGGUGAACGAUGAGCUUGCUGAGUUCCUACAUGAGUACAUGGCAAAUAAGGAUAAGUUGGAGUUUAUUCGUUGGAUGAGGAAUGUAGAGUCUUAUGUGAAGAAGUAGAGUAUUUCCUACGCAUCAAAUCGUCUAUAACGGGUGUUUUCUGCAAUACAGCAAUGCAAGCAGUAGUAUAAGAUCAAAGUGAAAUAUAUGGGCAUCUAACUGACAAAACUAUUUGGUUCAAGGUGUGGCAGAGAUCUUUUGUUGGUAAAUUGAUCAUCUGGUUGUGCCAACCGUGAUGUAACUUUAACAAAGUAGUACAAGCAUCUUUCACAGUUCAAGCUUUUGAAGCAGGGAGUUGGCACCACCUGAUACCUCAUUGCUUGUAUUCCAUACAUCUCAGUAAAAUUAUGGCUCCUCAAUUCUUACCAUUUGCAAAUUUCAUGAAGAAAUUUGCAUUACUUGGCAGAUUUUGCAUGAAACAGCAGAAUUAUGCCUGUAAAAGAACUGCUUGUUUCUUAUGAAUCUAUUUAGCAAUUUAUCUCUGAUGUUACUUCAUCUCCUCUAAUGAUUUGAUUGUGGCACACUUACAUGCAUUGGUUUGAAAGUUCGAAAAAUUACUU
This is a messenger RNA of Phalaenopsis equestris, 1303 nucleotides long. RefSeq lists its product as uncharacterized. Gene Ontology annotation, cellular component: mitochondrial matrix. NCBI's taxonomy places the organism in Eukaryota, Viridiplantae, Streptophyta, Magnoliopsida, Asparagales, Orchidaceae. The transcript has 4 exons. Bases 123 to 803 code for a protein of 226 amino acids. The record is from RefSeq and is a predicted model, not a curated record.